UCCCUCCUUAACCCUGCCCCUUUCUCUCUUAUGCCUGCAACUUCUACUCUCCACUUAACUCUCGUUACACACCACUGAACUGCUCAGGUUGUGACAGCGGGCUUCAUCAGGCAGAGAUGCCGGCUGAGGAAUUCAUAAGGACGGCUGUGCUUUGCGCUCUGAUACUGAAACACUGCCAUGCGGAGCCCGCGCAUGACCAGAAUCCCGUGCCCGAAUCCUCUCUGCUCAAACCCAAAGUAAUGAUCGCGAUCCUGGCUCGGAACUCAGCGCACAGUCUGCCGUACUACCUGGGCUGCAUCGACAGGCUGGACUACCCGAAGGAACGGAUUGCAAUAUGGGCUGCAACAGACCAUAAUGUGGACAAUACUACAGCAAUACUGAGAGAAUGGCUGAAGAACAGGCAGAGCAGAUACCAUUACGUUGAGUGGAGGCCCAUGGAGGAGCCAAGGUCAUACACGGACGAGUGGGGGCCGAAACACUGGUCACCGUCUCGUUUCAAUCACAUAAUGAAGCUUAGGCAGGCGGCGUUGAAGAGUGCACGAGAGCGCUGGGCUGAUUAUAUACUGUUUGUUGACAGUGAUAAUCUCCUGACUAACCCACGGGUGUUAAAUCUAAUGAUGGCUGAGAAUCUGACACUGGUGGCACCCAUGUUGGACUCCCGAUCCCUCUACUCAAACUUCUGGUGUGGCAUCACCCCUCAGGGUUAUUACAAGCGUACUCCAGACUACCAGCCUAUCCGUGAGUGGAAGCGUUUGGGCUGUUUCCCCGUUCCUAUGGUUCACUCCACCUUCCUACUGGAUCUGAGACGCAGCACCACACGAGAGCUGGCUUUCUACCCACCUCACCCUGACUACAGCUGGGCAUUUGAUGAUAUCAUGGUCUUUGCAUUCUCAGCUCGAGAAGCUGGUGUACAAAUGUAUGUAUGUAACAGAGAGCACUACGGGUUUCUGCCUGUACCUCUUAAACCUCAGCAGAGUGUAAAGGAUGAGGAAGAGAGUUUCACACACACCAUUACUGAAGCCCUUAUUGAUCAUAAUGUCAAGCCCUCAGCGUUUCUCUUCACUUCAGGCAAACCCCAGGACAAAAUGGGCUUUGAUGAGAUCUUUCUGAUCAAUCUGAAGCGGAGGUUGGACAGGAGGGAGCGGAUGUUGAACACCAUGGCAGUUCUGGGUCUUGAGGCCACACUGGUUGAUGCUGUAGAUGGGAAGACUUUAAAUACAUCUCAGCUUCAGGCUCUCGGUAUAGAGAUGAUACCGGGGUAUAAGGAUCCGUACUCCGGUAGGGUUUUGACACGCGGAGAAAUCGGCUGCUUCCUCAGCCACCACUAUACCUGGAAACAGGUGGUGGAGAGGGGUCUACAGCGUGUGCUGGUGUUGGAGGAUGACGUGAGGUUUGAGCCCAGAUUUAAGAGGAGGUUACGGACCAUCAUGGAGGAUGUUGAUAAAGCUCAUCUGGACUGGGACCUCAUCUAUGUGGGUCGUAAGCGGAUGCAAGUAUCCCAGCCGGAGGUGUCCGUGGAGGCUGUGAAUAACCUGGUGGAGGCAGAUUACUCUUAUUGGACUCUAGGUUAUGCUAUUUCACAGCGAGGAGCCAGAAAGCUGCUCGCUGCUCAGCCGCUUGGCAAGAUGCUCCCUGUCGAUGAGUUCCUGCCAGUCAUGUUUAACAAACACCCAAAUGUGGCAUACAUGUCUCACUUUGAACCCAGGGAUCUACGCGCAUUCUCCGUCGAACCUUUGAUGUUGUACCCGACACACUAUACGGGCCAACCUGGUUACUUUAGCGACACCGAAACUUCCACUAUUUGGGAUGAUGAAGCUGUCAGCACAGACUGGGACAGACGGUACAUCCAAAAAACUUCUCAGCAGGGACGAAUAGACCCUGUCGCCCAAAACACCGUCACAGGAGAUAUACCGGCACCUGCAUCCCGAGCCUCGCGAGAUGAACUAUGAAGAGAAAACAUCAUAUGCCGUUAACUCCAAAACAAACUCACACACCCUUAAAUUACAUCAUUGACUCACAGACAGCUUACUCCUAAAUCUCCAGCAGUCCCCACCUCUUUGGUCAAAUAUCAGCCAAUAGCACGACACCAUUGGCUUGCUGGUUGAGUUUGCACAGUCUGUGUACUGAGAGACACUUUUAUUUCCACUUUAUUUAUUUUAUCAUGCUUUCCAGAGACAUGCUUUCAUAUUCCUGGAGGGACAUUUAAAAAACCUUGAAGGAUGAACACAACAAGGCUUUCCAUAGAGACAACAGGGCUUUCUUCAACGGGACAGUGACACAGACAGACUAAUGGGAGUUAGAUUUGGGAUUGUCAGGGCAAGAACAAGGAUAUACUGUACAGAAUCUUACAAGACGUUUUUUAUACAAAAUAUAAGAACAACAGAUAUUAUUUAUGGGUAAAAUAAGACAUUUCUAAACUACAAGUAGAAAACAUCAAAACAUUGUUCGGUCAAACAUUUUUAACAGUUGACAUUGAAGGGAAUUAGCCACUUUUGUGGAGCAACAUUAAUCUUAAACUAAUCCUGUGACCUGUUAAAAUAUUAAAUAUUUGUUUAUAUCUGGAUUUUUAUGUAGCAAUUUAUGUGUUUCUAUUUAAUUUACAGUCAUCUAGUCAUUUAAAAUGUGGUUUAAACUAUGAGUUAUACAAAACAUCUUAUUGUCUUCCUGUAGAGAUGUCAAUAAUUACUUUCAGAAAUGUGAUAGACAUAUAGUUUGAAUGAGUGUUUAGUUCUACUGUGCUAUACUGUAUGUCACCUGUCAUCAUUUGUAAUGGGUUGCGGUCACCCUCAUUUCUUCACACAGCAGGCUGGCUCCUGUUUUCGGACUUCUGUGUUCUGAUUUCAUUACCUUGUUUGAGCACUGGAGAUGUUAUGGUGCUGGUGGUGGGCUGAUUUAAUAAAACUGAAUGAUCAGUACUACUCGACAUAGUUGGUAUCAAACUGGCCUAUGAUUAAUUUUGUAUCCCAGCAACCUA
Paramisgurnus dabryanus is the source of this 2974-nucleotide messenger RNA. RefSeq names its product collagen beta(1-O)galactosyltransferase 2b (gene colgalt2b). Lineage: Eukaryota; Metazoa; Chordata; Actinopteri; Cypriniformes; Cobitidae. The record is from RefSeq and is a predicted model, not a curated record. Gene Ontology annotation, molecular function: procollagen galactosyltransferase activity.